AGAUGACUGUGGCAGAAACAACUGCAAGGCCAUUUCAUGCCCCCAGAGCUAUGGUGGCAGGACUCCGCGUGGGAGGAGGCCAAUCCCUAAAAUCCCUGGGGAUCACUGGCAGGGAGUCACUCCACCUAACCGUCCCACCUCUCGGGGCGUGGCCUUACCCCAGGCCAUUCCUGGGAAGGGGGCGGGCCGGGGGAAGUGUCGGCCCCACCCCCUAAGGAGUCACGUAGCUCUGCGGCAGCAUCCGCAGCCUCAUUUACUCCAGCCCAGACCGAGCCGCUGGCUGUUGCCGAGCUGUUCCAGAGUUGAGCCUGUGGCAGCUGCUCCUAACUGGCUACGCUUGCAGGGAAUUGUCACCAUGCCCCACUCGUACCCAGCCCUUUCUGCUGAACAGAAGAAGGAAUUGUCUGAUAUCGCCCUGCGGAUCGUGGCCCCAGGCAAAGGCAUUCUGGCUGCAGAUGAGUCUGUAGGCAGCAUGGCCAAGCGCCUGAGCCAAAUUGGAGUGGAGAACACAGAGGAAAAUCGCCGGCUGUACCGCCAGGUCCUGUUCAGUGCUGAUGACCGUGUGAAGAAAUGCAUUGGAGGUGUCAUCUUCUUCCAUGAGACUCUGUAUCAGAAAGAUGACAAUGGUGUCCCCUUUGUCCGGACCAUCCAGGAUAAGGGCAUUGUUGUGGGCAUCAAGGUUGACAAGGGUGUGGUGCCUCUAGCUGGGACUGAUGGGGAAACCACCACUCAAGGGCUUGAUGGGCUCUCAGAACGCUGUGCCCAGUACAAGAAGGAUGGUGCCGAUUUUGCCAAAUGGCGGUGUGUUCUGAAAAUCAGUGAGCGCACACCCUCAGCACUGGCCAUUCUGGAGAAUGCCAAUGUGCUGGCCCGCUAUGCCAGCAUCUGCCAGCAGAAUGGCAUUGUGCCUAUUGUGGAACCUGAGAUCCUGCCUGAUGGGGACCAUGAUCUUAAACGUUGCCAGUAUGUUACAGAGAAGGUCCUAGCUGCUGUGUACAAGGCCCUGAGUGAUCAUCAUGUAUACCUGGAGGGUACGCUGCUCAAGCCUAAUAUGGUGACCCCUGGUCAUGCUUGUCCCAUCAAGUAUAGUCCAGAGGAGAUCGCCAUGGCAACUGUUACUGCCCUGCGUCGCACUGUGCCCCCGGCUGUCCCAGGAGUGACCUUCCUGUCUGGGGGUCAGAGCGAGGAAGAAGCAUCACUUAACCUCAACGCCAUAAAUCGCUGCCCACUUCCCCGGCCCUGGGCCCUCACCUUCUCCUAUGGACGUGCCCUGCAGGCAUCUGCACUCAAUACGUGGCGAGGGCAAAGGGACAAUGCUGGGGCCGCUACUGAGGAGUUCGUCAAGCGGGCUGAGGUGAAUGGGCUUGCAGCCCAGGGCCAAUAUGAAGGCAGUGGAGAAGACGGUGGAGCAGCAGCCCAGUCCCUCUACAUUGCCAACCAUGCUUACUGAGAUGUGCUUCUUUAUACCACAGCCCUCGGCCCAGCAGUCUGUAGUCAUGGCCAGGGCCAAAUAGCCAUGCAGAAAAGAGAUGCCUUCACCUCACACCAUGUUAUCUUCUUUUUCUUUCCUUCUCUCCCCUCUCCCACUGCUGUACCAGAGACCACAGGAUGGGAGAAUAGGGGAACCCUCUGUCUGAAGGCGGAAGAACUUGCAAGAGGUUGCAGCAGGGUGUGUGGGUCUCUCCAGUGCCUCUGUCAACCCUCACAGUUUCCCCUUGAUGGUGUAGCUUCUCCUUGGGCUCUCCUUGCUAGCCUUCUCUCCUGGGAUCAGAAGAAGGCACAGCAGCCCAGACUCAUUUCAUUGAGAACAUAGCAAAUAAAUGGUAGCAAAACAUG
This is a messenger RNA of Jaculus jaculus (lesser Egyptian jerboa), 1836 nucleotides long. It is a transcript of the gene Aldoc, whose product is annotated as aldolase, fructose-bisphosphate C. NCBI's taxonomy places the organism in Eukaryota, Metazoa, Chordata, Mammalia, Rodentia, Dipodidae. Gene Ontology annotation, molecular function: fructose-bisphosphate aldolase activity. Gene Ontology annotation, biological process: fructose 1,6-bisphosphate metabolic process; glycolytic process. Gene Ontology annotation, cellular component: cytosol. Bases 356 to 1450 code for a protein of 364 amino acids. The record is from RefSeq and is a predicted model, not a curated record. The transcript is spliced from 9 exons.